Messenger RNA from Staurois parvus, 358 nucleotides. The record is from the annotation of a GenBank genome assembly. Lineage: Eukaryota; Metazoa; Chordata; Amphibia; Anura; Ranidae.
UUGAUUGUAUACACCUGUGUCCAUGGAGGGGAUUGGAACACCUGAAUCACAUGAUUGGGAGGGGAUUGGAACACCUGAAUCACAUGAUAUGGAGGGGAUUGGGACACCUGAAUCACAUGAUUGGGAGGGGAUUGGAACACCUGAAUCACAUGAUUGGGAGGGGAUUGGAACACCUGAAUCACAUGAUUGGGAGGGGAUUGGAACACCUGAAUCACAUGAUUGGGAGGGGAUUGGAACACCUGAAUCACAUGAUUGGGAGGGGAUUGGAACACCUGAAUCACAUGAUUGGGAGGGGAUUGGAACACCUGAAUCACAUGAUUGGGAGGGGAUUGGAACACCUGAAUCACAUGAUUGGGAG